Messenger RNA from Plenodomus lingam JN3, 264 nucleotides. NCBI's taxonomy places the organism in Eukaryota, Fungi, Ascomycota, Dothideomycetes, Pleosporales, Leptosphaeriaceae. The record is from RefSeq and is a predicted model, not a curated record.
AUGUGCGACUGCCCAACCAUUGGCUUCGUCGUCACAGUAGGCAUGGCGGUAUGUCGCGAGGCCAUCAACGACGAACGCACACUCACUUUCCGUAGAUCUUCUGCUGGCCGGCCUCGCUAUUAUGCUGCUGUUGCGCGACAGAUGCGGGAAAGAAGGUUCUCGGCCUGCCUGUUGAUACAGGCAACGCCAUCAGCAACGCGAUACCCAUAUAAGUCUGACCAGACUACACCGGCCACAUGGGAACCUCCGUUACACUGCCGGUGA